CGAAGGCAAAAGACGACGGUCGUGAGGUGUACGUAUGGCACGGUCGACGGGAUGACCGAAAGGUAUAAGAAGGGCCCUCGAAUCGAACAUCCUCUUCCCUCUUUUUUCCUCAUCAAAACAUUCUCAACCAACAAGCUCAUCAAAGCAAACUUGAAGCACUCAGCUCUCUAAUCGAAUCCACUUCGACAAUCUAAAACCCAGAUUCAAAAUUCUCAAGAUGAAGUUCUUCGCCAUCGCCAGCACUUUCGCCAUCGUCGCUGCUUUCGCCAGCGCUGCUGCAGUCGACUCCUCCUUCGAGCUCGUCGAGGCACGCGAGACUCCCACCUGCCUCAUCGACGGUGCCAUUAGCGGUGCCUGCAACCUCAAGUGCGAGCACCGCGGAGCCAAGUCGGGCAGCUGCUCUUCGGGAACUUGCGUCUGCUCUUACCGCAAGCGUAGCGAGGAUGAACACUCGGCCAUGAUGGCCAAGCGCGCCGAGGACCUGGCAAGCCGAGACUUGGUCCGUCGUCUCUCUUGCCAAGUCGGAAACAUUGGUCCUCUCAACUCUGGAGACGCCCUCUGCUCCGCCUCUUGCCUCGACGCUACGGGCGGAAAGAAGGACGGACACUGCAACGAGGACUCGGUCUGCAUCUGCAACAAGUAAAUGCUCGGCCUCAAGAGUUCAAUGGUCAAGAGGACAUACAGCCGCUCAAUCAUGUCGUUCUCGCCAAGCGUCUACCCAGCCGGUUCUGGUGGGCUUGUCGAGGGCCACCAAUAUCUUACUUACAACAUCUAAAGGCUUUCGAGCUCAGAUUAUGACUCUCCCUAAUCUCCCGACCAUUCCCCACUUCUUUGUACCUCUAGCCGUUCACAC
Ceraceosorus guamensis is the source of this 853-nucleotide messenger RNA. RefSeq lists its product as hypothetical. The transcript is spliced from 3 exons. NCBI's taxonomy places the organism in Eukaryota, Fungi, Basidiomycota, Exobasidiomycetes, Ceraceosorales, Ceraceosoraceae. Gene Ontology annotation, biological process: defense response. The coding region runs from base 218 to 643 and encodes 141 amino acids. The record is from RefSeq and is a predicted model, not a curated record.